Chrysochloris asiatica (Cape golden mole) is the source of this 480-nucleotide messenger RNA. RefSeq names its product zinc finger protein 77-like. The transcript has 3 exons. The record is from RefSeq and is a predicted model, not a curated record. Lineage: Eukaryota; Metazoa; Chordata; Mammalia; Afrosoricida; Chrysochloridae. Bases 1 to 480 code for a protein of 159 amino acids. Gene Ontology annotation, biological process: regulation of DNA-templated transcription.
AUGGGCACAAUGGUCAUUGAAGGUGUGUCCGUGGUCUUCACCCAAGAAGAGUGGACUCUACUGAACCCUGCUCAGAGAAAACUCUACAGAGACAUGAUGAUGGAAACCUUCAGAAACCUGGCAUCAGUAGUGGCUGGAAACCUUAAUGAUGGAGAUAAGUUACCCAGUGUUUGGAUUAUUGACAGGAGUGUGGAGAGUGACACGUUUAUAUUGGUGGUGUACUCACCAUCCUUGAAUGCAGGAGAGUUUGAAGAGGACACUAUCGAUUUUAUGUUUUCACUGCCUGUUUUUAACAGAACUGGGACAAUCAUGAAACUCUGUGAAUGUUCUGAAGGCAGCCAGUGUGUAGAAAACUGCAACCUGAUACCAGGUCUUACUGUGCACCAAGUAGAUACCAUAGAAGAAAAUCCUUUUGAAUUCUGUGAGUAUCUGAAUGCAAGAAGACCAUUCCUGUGGCCUCCUCCCUCACUCAACAUGUAA